CUAAUUUAUUAUUUCUGAAAUCCCUUAGUUUAACUUCAAACCAGCAGUAGCUAGUGAUUAUUUCCCAUUUUAGAGGGAAAAUCAAAAGAAAAUGGCAAACCUAAUUCCCGAAACCGCCCAAAAGAUCUUCACUCCGGAAACCCUCCUGUCUGCAGCCAAACAAUCGCAGGGAUGCCUCGUCAUCCCCGUCCGCCUCCGCCGUGCCAUCAAAAGAUACCUACGAGAGCAAGAGGAACCACACAUGAAGAGGAAAGUGCUGAGAUUAUCAGAGUCGUUCAGCGAAAUCAAGGACGUGAAUCUGAUGCUGACAACAACCACUUCAAAGGAGCUAGUUGAGGAUCCAUUCAAGUCUAUGGAGCGCUCCAAGCGCUGGAAAAUCAAGAGCGCUUACGGUGAUAUUGGUCUCAAAUACACAGACGACGAAACAGUUGCAUAUGUUGCCUCGCGCAUGCCUGCUGUCUUCUCUGCCUGCCACAGAGUCUUCAGCGAGGUCCGAAGAAGGUUACCUGGCUUUUCCCCAUCUAAGGUCUUGGAUUUUGGUGCUGGUACUGGAUCAGCUUUCUGGGCAAUGCGUGAGGUUUGGCCAAAGUCGGUAGAAAAGGUAAACUUGGUGGAGCCAUCGCAAUCGAUGCAACGGGCUGGUCGGAGCCUCAUACAAGGUCUGAAGGAUUUGCCACUUAUUCACAGCUAUAAUAGCAUUCAAGCAUUAACUAAAAGUAUCAACAAGUCUGAGAGGGAACAUGACCUUGUAAUUGCUUCCUAUGUGCUUGGGGAGGUACCGUCACUCAAGGACAGGAUUACCAUGGUGCGCCAGCUUUGGGAUCUUACACGGGAUGUUUUGGUUUUAAUUGAACCAGGAACACCACAUGGAUCUAAUAUCAUAUCUCAGAUGCGAUCUCACAUAUUAUGGAUGGAGAAAAGGAAAUGCCGCAAAUCUAAAAUGCCAAACAAUGAAGCUUGCAAGGAUCUGAUGUCUGUCAAAAGUGGUGCUUUUGUAGUUGCUCCUUGUGCUCAUGAUGGGCACUGUCCUUUGGAGAAAUCUGCUAAAUACUGUCAUUUUGUUCAGCGUUUGCAGAGAACAACAUCACAACGUGCAUACAAGCGGUCCAAGGGUGAGCCUUUACGUGGAUUCGAAGAUGAGAAAUUUUCCUUUGUUGCUUUCAGACGAGGGCAACGACCUCGGGUAUCCUGGCCUCUUGAUGGUAUGAAAUUUGAAACUUUGAAGGAGCAGCAUGCCAAAAGAAAUCUCGACAGUCUUGAAAUUGACUAUGAGGACAUAAUCAAGCAAGAUGAAGCUGAUGUUGUCCCAUAUAAAGAAGUGAAUCCAAUUGACUAUGAUUCUGACGCUGAUGAAGUUGACACGGUUGACAAUAAUAGUGAAGACAAAGAAAUAGAAGAAGGAAGAGCCCAUGCAAAUCUUGGGGGUGGUUGGGGAAGGAUAAUCUUCUCACCUGUUAGGAGAGGCAGGCAAGUUGCGUUGGAUGUGUGUCGAUCAAUCAAUAAGGAUGGCUCAGAAGGAUCAUUCGAGCAUAUAGUUGUAACAAAGAGUCGGAAUCCUUCAUUACAUCAUCAGGCCCGGAGAUCUCUCUGGGGAGACUUGUGGCCAUUCUAAGCUGAAAGCCGUGUAGUUUUAUUGUAACGACAAACUAAAUCGAAACCAAUAGUUAUAUUAGAUGCCAAUUGUAUUUAUUUAUUUAUGUAUUUAUGGGUUCCUUUUCUUCAAAAA
This is a messenger RNA of Manihot esculenta (cassava), 1726 nucleotides long. RefSeq names its product methyltransferase-like protein 17, mitochondrial. Gene Ontology annotation, biological process: translation. Gene Ontology annotation, molecular function: structural constituent of ribosome; methyltransferase activity. The transcript has 12 exons. The coding region runs from base 92 to 1612 and encodes 506 amino acids. Gene Ontology annotation, cellular component: mitochondrial small ribosomal subunit. The record is from RefSeq and is a predicted model, not a curated record. NCBI's taxonomy places the organism in Eukaryota, Viridiplantae, Streptophyta, Magnoliopsida, Malpighiales, Euphorbiaceae.